AGAAGAAAUAAACAAAAGAGAAGAAAAUUGUCCUUUUAUAUUAAAAUUAAUUUAAUUUUAUAGCAUUGAAUUCAAUCCCAACUUUUUUCCCAAUUAUCCUCUCUAUCACUCUUUCCAAUUAUAACCGCCUCUUUCUUUCUCUCUUUCUCUUUUAAUAUUUUCCUCCAUGGGUUUCCUUAAAGCUUCGUCCAUAGAAUCAUCUCCUUCUCCUUCACAAAAUAAUCCUCCUCAAAUUUCUCAUAAUAUGAACAAACAUACUUCUACUUCUACUUCUUUUGUUCAUCCUUUUAUUUCAACCACCUCGAAUCACAAUCAUAGUCAUAAUUAUAAUCAUAAUACUGAUAAUCAUAAUAAUAAUGAUAAUAUAAUUACUUCAUUAGAAUUACAACAAUUCUCUCUCCUUCAUCAUCAACAACAACAACAACAUCAGCAGAAUAUUUCUUUUAGUAUGAUGCAAUCUUCUCCAUCAUCCUCUUCCCUUCCUGGGAAUAACUUCAUGGGAUCCGGAAAAGAAAAUAAUAGUAAUACAAGUAAUAAUACAACAGGAGCAUAUGAUUUAGGAGAGCUAGAUCAAGCUCUUUUUCUAUACCUUGAUGGACAAACUGAUCAUGAACAAUUACGACAGAAUCAUAAUUCAUCUUCAACAUCGUCACCAGGAGGUGGUGGAGCAGGAGGAGGAAUGAGACCGCCCACACUUAAUAUUUUCCCAUCUCAACCUAUGCAUGUUGAGCCUUCUACUAAGGCGAAGACUGGUGGAGUACAGGGCGGAGGUCAAUCACGGCCAUCUGAGCAGCCGCCACCGAUCGAGUUGUCAAACAACAACAAUAGUAAUAACAAUAACAAGAAUAAAUUGAAAAAUGAUUUACCAGCUGAACAAUCCAAGCCAAUCAAACGUGAAGGAAACCGCAAAGGUCCAACAUCAAGUUCUGAGCAAGAAGGCCCGAAAACACCCGACCCUAAGACACUGAGAAGACUGGCUCAGAAUAGAGAGGCAGCUAGGAAAAGCAGGCUUAGAAAAAAGGCUUAUGUUCAACAAUUAGAAUCAAGUAGGAUAAGACUUGCUCAAUUAGAGCAAGAACUUCAACGAGCUCGAGCACAAGGGAUAUUUUUCGGAGGCGGUUUAGGCGGUGGUGGUGAUCAAGGAAUACCGGUUGGAGUUUCCAACAUAAGCUCAGAUGCAGCGGUAUUUGACUUAGAAUACACAAGAUGGCUGGAGGAACACCACAGGUUGACGUGCGAGCUGAGAGCAGCAGUGCAAGAACAUAUACCGGAAAAUGAGCUAAAGAUUUACGUGGAUAAUUGCUUGGCGCAUUAUGAUAUUGUUAUGAAUCUAAAGGGAAUGGUAGCAAAAUCAGACGUUUUUCACCUUGUUUCGGGCAUGUGGAAGACGCCUGCUGAGCGUUGCUUCAUGUGGAUGGGUGGUUUUCGCCCUUCCGAACUAAUUAAGAUAAUAUUACACCAAAUCGAGCCAUUGAGUGAUCAACAAUUGAUGGGCAUAUGUGGAUUGCAACAAUCAACACAAGAAGCAGAAGAUGCACUUUCCCAAGGAUUGGAUGCACUCCAACAAUCUUUAUCCGACGUGAUCGCCUCAGACUCUUUGAGUUGCCCUCCAAACAUGAACAAUUACAUGGGUCAAAUGGCUCUUGCUAUGAACAAGCUUUCUACCAUGGAAAAUUUUGUUAGACAGGCAGACAGUCUAAGGCACCAAACACUUCAUCGACUACAUCAAAUCCUAACGACACGGCAGGCGGCAAGGUGUUUUCUGACGAUCGCCGAAUACUUCCACCGUCUCCGAGCACUGAGCUCCAUGUGGAUGGCUAGGCCACGCCAAGAAUAGAUAGCUUGAACAACAUCCCCAAAUGAAGCUAGCUAGAUAUUUAGCUUGCUAGUAAUAGGAUAAAUCAUGCAAACGUACUUUGACAAAUUAUUUCCCACUUUGAUAAUCUCCUUUUUUUUAAUAAUUAAAUUAGCUAAUUAAUAUAAUAUAUGCUUCAAUGUCUUUAAAG
Messenger RNA from Amaranthus tricolor (Joseph's coat), 2006 nucleotides. RefSeq names its product bZIP transcription factor TGA10. Gene Ontology annotation, biological process: DNA-templated transcription; regulation of DNA-templated transcription. The transcript is spliced from 11 exons. Gene Ontology annotation, molecular function: DNA-binding transcription factor activity; sequence-specific DNA binding. The coding region runs from base 167 to 1837 and encodes 556 amino acids. The record is from RefSeq and is a predicted model, not a curated record. Lineage: Eukaryota; Viridiplantae; Streptophyta; Magnoliopsida; Caryophyllales; Amaranthaceae.